AUGGGUGGACUCAUCUCUCUCCUCGCUGGCGACCACUCCAAGGGCGUGGACAUUAUUUUGAAUUUUGAAGGUGCCGAGCCUUCAUCCGAGGAGGAGAGGCAGAUCCACGCCGCGGUAGCCGCGGCCAUUUCCAACCCCGGCCCGGAGAACGAGGAGGCGGCUUGGAAUGCCGUUCUGCCCGCCGUCGAUCAGCUGAAGGAAUUCUACGAUUUCUCGCUUUCUCUUGAGGAGAGCUUCCCCAAGCUGCUCCUCGCCCUCUGCAAGGAAGCGCCCAGGGAGAGCCUUGGCAACCAGCAGGCCUUGGCCAAGCAGCUCGCCGACGUGUUCGACUUUGUCCUCCGCUUCGAUGACGCCAAGAUGGUCAACCCGGCGAUCCAGAACAACUUCAGCUACUACCGGCGCACGCUCAACCGCAUGAAGCUGUCGAAGAAGGACAUGAACCUCACCAUCCGCGACGAGCUGGCCAACCGCAUGUCCCUCUUCUUCGCCUCGCCCACCCCGAUGAUGAACUCGCUCUCGGAGACGACCGUCAAGUUCCUCAACGAGGACUCGACGGUGCCCAAGGAGAACGUGACCGACGCCCUGGCGACGAUGGUCAACGUGUGCCAGCACAUGGUGGAGGUCAAGACCUUCUCCUCCGACCAGACCAACCUGUUCUGCCUGCGCGCCAUGACCGGCGCCAUCAUCCUCUACGACCACCUCCACCCACAGGGCGCCUUCAACAAGAAGUCUCCCAUCAACAUGCGCGGCUGCAUCACCGUCCUCCGCAACUUUGUGCCCCAGGCCGGCGGCUCUGGCAGCGCCCCGUCCCCCUCGGCCGGUCUCCUCAACGCCCUUCGCUUCACGACAAAGCACCUCAACGACCCCGACACCCCCGCCAACAUCAAGCAGCUCCUCGCCUCCUCCUGA
This is a messenger RNA of Acanthamoeba castellanii str. Neff, 909 nucleotides long. RefSeq names its product Ras subfamily protein, putative. Lineage: Eukaryota; Discosea; Longamoebia; Acanthamoebidae. Gene Ontology annotation, molecular function: small GTPase binding. The record is from RefSeq and is a predicted model, not a curated record. Gene Ontology annotation, biological process: regulation of actin filament polymerization. Bases 1 to 909 code for a protein of 302 amino acids. The transcript is spliced from 5 exons.